AUGAGUCUUACCUGGGACAUCCGCACUGUGCUUGCAUCAGAGGCUGCCCCUGUCUCUGCCGAUGACUCGGAUGGGAAGGCCGCUUCGGACGCCGAAGCACCUCUCAAGAGGCUGGAGCCCAUCGAUAUCUGGAACUACUUGAUCAGUCUGAGCCAGGAUGGAUCGGGGUCCAAGUCCGACUCGGAAACGGAUUAUACCAAGCUGCGGCAUUACAAAGCCACUGACUUCAACCAGGGCUGGGAUGGAGUAGCGAAAUAUGCUGGCGACGGCGCUUCGUACAGCGUCGACAAAUGCACUCUCAACCAGAUGCUAGACGGGAAACCCGUUGUUGUGGCCGUCAAGAAGCUCAAAAUCUUCCAGGAGCACAGUUACCGCGACGAAGCCGAAGCCAACUCGGCUGCUCACCAACGCUCCGUGGCCACAGUUCUGAAGGAGCUCCGCAUCCUCACGCAUCCGCCCCUGCAAGGUCAUCUCAACAUCGUCUCUCUGCUCGGUUAUCGAUCUGAAUUUGCGUCCGGGCCCUCAAGCUCUCUGUACAGCACCAAUGUCUCUCUCGUCGCCGAGUUUGCUCCCUUCGGGACCCUGAGGGAUUUCUGCCAGAGCUUGUCUCCUGACAAGAAGCUCGACCUCCUCACCAAAGCCCACCUCAUGCAUGACAUUGCGAGCGGCAUCGAGGCUCUCCACAAGUGCGCCAUAGCCCACGGGGAUGUCAAGAUGGAGAACACGCUUGUCUUUGAGGGCUAUGGCCGGCCCUAUCUUGCCAAGUUGUCCGACUUUGGCCACUCGCUCGUCGAUCUCCACACGCCCAAGGGGGAGAGUCAGGUCUACCUGGGUACACCGAUCUUCAAUGCCCCAGAAAUACGAUCUAGGAGUCAUUUCGUCCCGAUGGAGCCGGAAUCACUGUUCAAGUGCGACAUCUACUCGUUUGGCCUUCUCUGCUGGGAGUUGGUCUUGGGAGGCGUGCGAUAUUACAAGACUCUCGGUGAGUUGGUAGGCACCGAGGACAUCACGGCGGCCGUGUCUCGACUCAGCACCCUACCAAAGGAUGAGCUGCUGUUCCGGAGCAUACAUGGGAGCGAAGACGCCUCGCUUGUCCAAAUCAUCGUAAACCGCGUUCUCCAGGCAUGUCUGAAGGACGAACCGAACGAUCGUGAGGACAUAUACACAAUUGUUAAAUAUUUCCGUCAGCAGCAGGCUUUCAGCAAUAAGCUCUGGAUGUUAGUGCUCCGGUCCAUAUCCCUGCCUUCUACUAACCACCAUCCUAGGCGGCAAAUAGGCUUCUCUUCCACCCAAGACAAAGACAAGCCGUGGGCCGCUCCCCUGAAACCAUUUUUCGGGACUGACAGGCCAUCCGUAGCAACGUUGGCAAUCCCACAGAUGCCGCUUGUGGUGCAAACUGAUCUGGUUGACCAACUCCGCUCUGCAGUCGAAACGUCAACAUCGAAGGUUGACAAGAGACGGUCCCUAUUCGACCUCGCCACGUGCCAUCUGUCUGGUAUUGGGACAGAGAAUGUUGAUAUCCCCAAGGCACUGGGGCUUCUCGCCGAGGCCGCACAGCUGGGUAGUUAUCAGGCUCUCACCCUCGUCUUUCGACUGCAUGUGGCUCUCCUGGGCGAAGUGCCCCCAGAGUUGUGGGAGAUCAAACACCCCAUCACCAGGCUCGAGAGUUCUCUGUCCCAGCUUGACAGCCGAGUGUACUUUCCCGAGCGGCUUCGGGGGCAUGAAAAAAUGCAGCAAGCGGAUGCGCUAAACCGCAUAUUUGACACACGACAGAAGGGCGAGACAAUUCUCCAAGGGGUUCAUCUCCAAGAUGCACACGGCAGAUUGCAAGGAUUUCAAGGGCUGUGCGCUGAGGACCUCGAAUGCAUUUCAAAUCUGGAGGAAGACGACUCGGACAUGCCCCAGAUUCAAGGGAAUUUACUGGUCACUGCAGCCCGUCUGGGUUUACUGCCGCUGGUCGAGUUUUUACUUGCCCGUCGAGUAGCAGAUAAGGCUUUGAGCGAAGAUAUACUCACGGCAGCUUGUCGCGGCGGUCAUAUCGACAUGCUCCGACUGCUACUCAGCAAUGGAGUCUCGCUAUCAGCAGACAACGACCCGCGGGCCACGCCACUGCACUGGCUCGGGGGAUUCUCACCGGGCGAGACUGGCGUCGCUCUCGAACUUCUGCUCUCCGUACCAGGAGGCCAGGAAUGCCUGCUACAAAGCACUCCCGAUCCUGGAAUCCAGAUAGGUGACUGCCUGGUCUCAGGCACACCGCUAGAAAUCGCCAUCGCGACCAAUAACACCCCCCUCGUCCAAGCUUUCCUCGCGAUAAACCUCGCCGAUAUAAACCCCCAAGACCACCCCAAGUCCAUCGGCUGGACCACCAGCACCUACCCACUCGCCGUCGCCCUCAACCUCCACCACCUCCUCCCCUUGCUCUUCGACUCGGAAAAAACCUACCGCUCCUCCCUCUGGACCACCCCCUCCUUCCCACCCCUCAACCUCUUCGACCUCAUCCACCCACACGACCCCCUCCUUCCCCUCCUAAUCCAUAGCCACACCCUCCCCACUGCCCUCUCCUACACCAUCACCUUCAUCAUGUCCAUCGGCACCACCACCCUCAACUUCCCAUCCCCCUCCGUCACCACCCCCUCUCCCACGCCGUUCGCCACGCUCCCUGCCGCUUCUCCCUCGAGCCCAUCCCAUCCCUCAUCUCCCUCGGCGCGCGCUUUAGCCCCGCCGAAGAAGCCGAAACCCUGUCCCUCACCUCCACCAUCCUCAAGCGCCGCGACGCCGCCGCCCCAUCCAUCAUCUCCCACCUCCUCUUAA
This is a messenger RNA of Penicillium canariense, 2811 nucleotides long. RefSeq names its product ankyrin repeat and protein kinase domain-containing protein. Gene Ontology annotation, molecular function: protein kinase activity; ATP binding; protein binding. The transcript has a single exon. The record is from RefSeq and is a predicted model, not a curated record. Bases 1 to 2811 code for a protein of 936 amino acids. Gene Ontology annotation, biological process: protein phosphorylation. NCBI's taxonomy places the organism in Eukaryota, Fungi, Ascomycota, Eurotiomycetes, Eurotiales, Aspergillaceae.